This is a messenger RNA of Vespa mandarinia (Asian giant hornet), 1287 nucleotides long. RefSeq names its product mitochondrial citrate transporter scheggia (gene sea). Lineage: Eukaryota; Metazoa; Arthropoda; Insecta; Hymenoptera; Vespidae. Gene Ontology annotation, molecular function: citrate secondary active transmembrane transporter activity. The record is from RefSeq and is a predicted model, not a curated record. Gene Ontology annotation, biological process: mitochondrial citrate transmembrane transport. Gene Ontology annotation, cellular component: mitochondrion.
AAGAAGGGGAAUCGAAGUAUCGUUAGGCGGGACACAUGACUUAAUCAGACCAGUUCAGUUUCAACGUCUUGACCGAGAAGGGACUGCCGGUUUUAUUGUUAGGAGUAACAUGGAUUCACCUUGGUUAAAAUAUCAAUUUACAGAAGAAUCAUCGAUUAUAUCGGCGUACAAUAGCAAUAAUCCAUUUCCAAGAAGACCAUGGCUUCAAAACGGUCCGGUUGCGGCUGCUGUUGGUGGUACUAACAUCGGUUUCAAAGGAAUCGUAGCUGGUGGUAUUACUGGUGGUAUAGAAAUUUGUAUUACAUAUCCAACGGAAUAUGUAAAAACACAACUACAAUUGGAUGGUAAAAGUGGAGCUGGUAAAGAAUACACAGGAAUAUGGGAUUGUAUAACAAAAACUGUAAAGACUCGUGGAUUCUUUGGACUAUACAGAGGUCUAUCUGUUCUCCUUUAUGGGUCUAUUCCAAAAUCAGCAGUACGUUUUGGUGCUUUCGAGUCAAUAAAGAAAAGAUUGGUCGACGAUGACAGAAAUCUGAAUGCUCAAAGAAAACUUUUGUCAGGACUUUGCGCUGGUGUAUGUGAAGCUGUUUUUGUAGUGACUCCUAUGGAAACUGUCAAAGUAAAAUUCAUUAAUGAUCAAAGAUCCCCAAAUCCCAAGUUUAAAGGAUUUUUUCAUGGUGUAAGAUUGAUAGUUAAAGAAUAUGGAUUUAAGGGGGUAUACCAAGGUGUUAUGCCUACUAUUUUGAAACAAGGUUCUAAUCAAGCAAUUCGAUUUUUUGUAAUGGAAACAUUAAAAGACUGGUAUAGAGGUGGUGACAAUACUAAAAAUGUUCCUAAAGUUGUUGUUGGUGCAUUUGGUGUCUGUGCUGGAGCAGCUUCAGUUUUUGGAAACACUCCUAUUGAUGUUGUAAAAACUAGAAUGCAAGGUUUGGAGGCAUCGAAAUAUAAAAGCAGUAUAGAUUGCGUUAUUCAAGUUUGGAAAAAAGAAGGUCCAUUUGCUUUUUAUAAAGGCACUAUUCCAAGAUUAAGCAGAGUAUGUUUGGAUGUUGCUAUAACAUUUAUGAUUUAUGAUUCAUUUAUGGAUCUGUUUAACAGUGUUUGGCCAUGAGAAAAUUUGCAUUUAUAGAAUUUUUAUUUCUUUAUAUUAUCGUGAGUGAUAUAUCAUGUAAACCUUAUGAGCAUGUUUGCGUAAUAUGUUCGUACAGUAAUGAUUGAAUUUUCUUCUUUAUAGUAAAUUAAUUAUUGUUUAGAGAUAUAGUUUAUUAAAUUCGUAAACUUUUUUGUUUU